UCUACCACGAUGUCUGCUGUGGGUACAAUGAGUAUUUUUGCCAUCCUACUGCUCAGUUUAGCGACACAGCAAUGCCUCGGACAAUUAGCCAAUUGCUCCAGUGCCUACGACAGAUACCCAGAAAACACUGACAUCAUUGUUACCUGUGGCCCAUCUACAAUUGAACUGACAAUUAACGCCUGCCCGGUUCAAUAUGCCUUGUUUGAUCCCAUGGAACUGGCACUUAAUGGCAAACACAUCUUCAACGUUUGCAAGGCAUCUGUAGAAAGCACUGAUGACUACCCCGUUGCUAAAUUUGUAUUCCCGAUAAAUGAUACCACAGAGAACGCUUGCGGAAACAGCAUCACAAUAGUAAAUGAGCAAGGAAGUGGGAUUUUCAGUGAGUAUUCAAACGUCCAAACCGUGGUUAUUUCUGGGUACAUAGACACCCCACCGCUAUCAGAAAAUGGACUCGUUAGCUACAGCACUGGUUUGAGCUACAACUUCUCAUGCCGCUACCCCCUGCAGUACCUGCUGAACAACACUGAACUCUUGACGUCUUCAGCAAGUGUAGCCAUAAAUACAAAUAAUGGUAGCUUCAUCAGUACCCUGAGUAUGCAACUAUUCACUGAUGAAGGAUUCCAAAGUCCUUUGCUGUUUAAUGGGACUGCCCUUCAGCUGAGGAAGAAGAUUUAUGUUCAAGUAUCUGCCGUCAACCUAACGGCAAACUUCAAUGUCCUGCUGGACCAGUGCUUUGCUACCCCAUCUCCACUGGUAACAACAUCACCUGGCGACAGAUACAGCCUUUUAACUGGGUGUAAUGUUCAGAAUAAAACUACCGUGUUUACAAAUGGUGGAGAAAAAUCAGCUCGGUUCAGCUUCGAGACUUUCCGGUUUGUCCAGCACAGCAGUCAAAAGACAUCAACCAUUUACCUACACUGCAUCACACGGCUGUGCCAGCCGGACCAGUGCGUUCAGUAUAUGCAGAGUUGCAACAAUACAUCUUUAAGUAGAAGAAAGAGGGCAGCAGACUCCACUAGCCUCUCUAGAACAACAGAUGCAGUGACUGUAUCCUCUGGACCUAUUUACACCACUGACCAAGUAGCAGUAGCUGCACAAGCCUCAAGUCAGUCUGGUUAUGUGGAAGAAGCAAAACAGCUUGAAGGGACCUUGACAGGACUUAUUGUUGGACUAAUUAUUGCUGCCAUGCUGGGUGCUGCUCUGGUGUUUGGCAGCGUGCUCCUGUUCAAAAUGUAUCGUCUUAAGGCAUCUCAGAAUGAGAAAAAUGGUGUUGAUAACUUCGCAUUUAGUGGAAAAUAAUUUUUUCAGUGCAAAUUUAGUAAUAUAUAUGAUCAGUAAUAAUUCUAAUUAAAUCUGUCAAGCUAUAAUGCUAUAAGUGCUAAUUUAAACAUUUGUUAAGUUGUAAAAAUAUGAUUGUUUUGUAUUUUAAAAAAAAAUCACUCAGGAUUAUUUUUCGUUUUGAUCCCCUAAUAAAGUUCAACUGCAUUGAGUGUGUUCUGUGAAAUUGUUG
Spea bombifrons (plains spadefoot toad) is the source of this 1510-nucleotide messenger RNA. Its product is annotated as zona pellucida-like domain-containing protein 1. The record is from RefSeq and is a predicted model, not a curated record. NCBI's taxonomy places the organism in Eukaryota, Metazoa, Chordata, Amphibia, Anura, Pelobatidae. The transcript has 11 exons. Bases 10 to 1299 code for a protein of 429 amino acids. Gene Ontology annotation, cellular component: cell surface.